AUGUCCAGUCCUACUAGCCCAACUUCGCCACGAUACGGUCGACAUCCUUCUACGCCAAUGAGCAAUCUUGACCGAACUCUCAGUGGAGAUUCUGUCACCUCGUCAACAGCGAUGAGAGGUAAACAUCCGGACUAUUUCCUUGCGCAUCGACCUCGAUGGGAGGCACUUGAUCAAUCUUGCGAGUCCCAGUCCGAGUCCAAAUCCAAAUCCAGAUCUAGAUCAGGGGGAUAUAGACUUACUAUCCAUAGUAAGCCUAUAUUCAAAGUCGGCACACCAUUCCCCGAUAGUCAAAUCAUGCGGGAAAUGAGUGAUCAAGCCGAUGCGAUUUAUGAGAAAGUCAAUCAAUCUUCAAUCUUGAUCAUUCCCAAAUACUACGUGGACAGGGAUCCACAAGAAAUUGCGAGAUUGGAUGAUAUAUUGAGAGAUGUAGUGAGGCAAGUUAAUCGAUCGGAUGAAAGUAGAUAUAAAAGUGUAGUAACGAAAGUUGGAGAUUAUUCUAGGAUUCAUCCCCAAACUGAUAAAAGCACUAACCUCUUAACCGAGAUCAAAUUCCCGAAUCCCACUGAAGAAUGGUAUGAAUAUGGAGGAGAUCAGACAGGGAAAACGGAAAAGCAAAAAGAAAUCAAGAGAAAAGCGGAUUUCAUCACUGAUUACACUCGUUACUUUGCUGCUUCCAACCUUGUACCCCUCACCAGUUCCAUCCCAUCACACUUUCUCCAACAAGAACACGGACAAGAUAAUUCCGAAAGUGAUGAUCAGGUUUAUAAGAGGAAAGUCGAAUUCAUGCAAUACAACAGGGUACCUUCCUCGACUAGUGGCGGAAGCCACUCGAGGCCCAGUUUGGGUAGGAGGUUCUCCAGUAUGGGAUCAGCGGUCGUUCGAAGGUUGAGCAGCUCCAGUUCUGCUCAAGGAAAAUGA
Messenger RNA from Kwoniella botswanensis, 918 nucleotides. RefSeq lists its product as uncharacterized. The record is from RefSeq and is a predicted model, not a curated record. The transcript has 2 exons. NCBI's taxonomy places the organism in Eukaryota, Fungi, Basidiomycota, Tremellomycetes, Tremellales, Cryptococcaceae. The coding region runs from base 1 to 918 and encodes 305 amino acids.